Drosophila navojoa is the source of this 1759-nucleotide messenger RNA. It is a transcript of the gene Ubc2, whose product is annotated as ubiquitin conjugating enzyme 2. The record is from RefSeq and is a predicted model, not a curated record. Lineage: Eukaryota; Metazoa; Arthropoda; Insecta; Diptera; Drosophilidae.
AAGAGCGGUCGACCGCUUGUCUGCCUAACUGUUCGACAACUACCAGCCUAACAAUUGUAGCAAAUUUAAUGAAUUUACAAUUUAAAAAGAGCAAACGAACCGGACAAUUUAAGUGUGAAGUGCGACGCGUGAGGCAACGCUUGCCAAACAAAGAACAGCACAGCAAAAACAACGCGGCCAAGUGUGAGACAGCGAACAAGAAAGAGAGGCGAGAGAGUGAGCGCGACUACAGGGAGCAGAACAAUUUUGCAGUGUUUUCGCGACGUAAGAAUAAUCAAAUUUUAAUUGCAAAAGCCCUCCUUAAAGCUAAGAGACACCAUACAAAAAGACUGUAAGCAACAUCAUGUCCUCAACUCCAGCAGCAGCGUCUGGUGCCGGUAGCAGUACCACCAGCUCCAGCGUUGCGGCCACAUCGAGCUCCGGCUCCUCUAGCAGCACUGCCUCCAACAACCAGACCACAGCCGCAAGCACACCCGCACGCGGGCGUGGCGCCGCCAAUACGAAUGGCGGUAGUGCUGGCGCCAAUGCUGCUUCGGGCAGCAACAAUUCAACGGCAACCGCCACCAGCGAUGAGCCACGAAAGGAUACGAAGUCAACGCCACGAAUAUCUAAAGCACUGGGCACGUCGGCCAAGCGCAUACAGAAGGAACUGGCUGAAAUCACACUGGAUCCGCCGCCCAAUUGCAGUGCCGGUCCCAAGGGUGAUAAUCUGUAUGAAUGGGUCUCGACCAUAUUGGGACCACCUGGAUCCGUCUAUGAGGGCGGCGUAUUCUUCCUGGACAUACAUUUCUCGCCCGAGUAUCCGUUUAAGCCGCCCAAAGUCACAUUUAGAACUCGGAUCUAUCACUGCAAUAUCAAUAGCCAGGGCGUCAUUUGUCUGGACAUCCUCAAGGACAAUUGGUCGCCGGCGCUGACCAUAUCAAAAGUCUUACUCUCAAUUUGUUCCCUGCUCACAGAUUGUAAUCCUGCUGAUCCUCUGGUUGGCAGCAUUGCCACGCAAUAUUUGCAGAAUCGAGAGGAGCACGAUCGAAUUGCGCGUCUUUGGACAAAGCGGUACGCAACAUGAUGCGCAGAUCCUAGCAUUAAACACGUACCACAAGCUGCAGCAAGAAACGAAAAUUCGCAAAUUAUAAAUAAAUAUAUUAAUGUACGCUAACUAUAAACUUAACAUAACACACAAGGAGACAAUGGCAACCAACCACAGCAAAAGCAACAGCAGCAACAACCAACCAACUAACAGUAGUAAAUAGUUAGACCACACAAGUCAUAUAAAGAAGUCAACAUGAUUUUUCCUGGAACUGUCUGUAACUUAAUCAUUAUUUAAAUCCCACUCACACGCAUUCUAGUUGGAUAUAUGUAUAAUUAAUUAUGCAUUCAAAUGGAUUGUAAAAAUGAAAGCGAAACCAUUUGCGGUUGCGUGUUCAAAAUUCCGUCUGUUUGAGAAGCAACUCAGCAAAUCAGCAAAAACAGAAACAGCAAUAAGAACAUAUUGAACCAUAAAAAACGCAUCAUUAAACUUCACAUUGGCAUAUUUACUAAUCAACUACAUAAAUAAAUAAUUAUAAAUACAAUUAGUUUACAUUACGAGUAUCUGUACAGUGUUAAGUAAAAAUGGAGCUAAACAAUUAACAACAAACAAAGCCUAUUUUAGUAAAUAUACUUAUUAACACAGCAAACAAAACAAAUAACAAAUCGUCAGGGCAGCAAAUUUCGUAGUUUUGUGGAAAUUUUCAAUUAACUGGCCGCAAAAAAAACAAAA